Selaginella moellendorffii is the source of this 673-nucleotide messenger RNA. RefSeq names its product NADH dehydrogenase [ubiquinone] 1 alpha subcomplex subunit 2. The record is from RefSeq and is a predicted model, not a curated record. Gene Ontology annotation, cellular component: mitochondrial large ribosomal subunit. NCBI's taxonomy places the organism in Eukaryota, Viridiplantae, Streptophyta, Lycopodiopsida, Selaginellales, Selaginellaceae. Gene Ontology annotation, biological process: mitochondrial translation. Bases 53 to 415 code for a protein of 120 amino acids. The transcript has 4 exons. Gene Ontology annotation, molecular function: structural constituent of ribosome.
GAGAAUGCAUAAGCCCUAGUUGGAAGAUUUUCUAGGGUUUAAGCGAGGGGCAAUGGCGCUGCGCGGCGUCUGGCAGCUCAAGAAGCUCCUGGUCCACUACUGCAAGCGAUCCGGCGGCUCGCGAGGCGCGAGGGAUUUCGUGGAGACGCUCCUGCCGCGCUUCGCCAAGGCGAAUCCACAGAUCGAAAUCGAGGCGAAGUGGCGCCCUCACCAGGAUCCUUAUCUCGAGGCAUUCUUUCUGAACAAAAGGGAGAGGACGAUUGGUCUCAGGAACUUAAGCGCCGAGGAUUGCCUGGUUCAAGCCAAGAGGCUGCGCAACCUGGUUGGGCGGAGACCGAUCAAGAGGAGAACGAGAGAGAUCUCCACAAGAAAGAGCAUUCAAGGGAGAUGGACUCCCUUCCUCAAAAUAACGUGAUUUUUACGUGGAGAUGGUUUCAAGGUGUUUGAAGCUGUGGAAGAAUCGAUGCAGGACGACGAGGACUAUUACAAGAUCAAGCUUAGUGAAGAACAUCUUUGAGACGGAGUUGGGAAAAGCUGUGUAGCUCCCAACAUCAAGCCGAUUUGCUUACCUCUUGACAAAGAUCUUUGUUGGUACUUUUGAUAUUUCCAGCCCUAGAAUCUCGACUGCGUUGAUCUCAGAGAUGGUAGCAAUAAACGCUGAACACAAAGAAAA